AUGAGGCCUCUCAUCAUUCUCGUAACCCUUUCAUUCUUCUUUCCCCUCAUAUUUGCGGCAUACAAAAUCCCCCAACGGUCAGGGUUCACACUAACCUGGUCCGAUACGUUUUCCCAACCUGGCACUAUCUCCUCAGAAUGGCAGUAUGACAUCGGCACCUCCUACCCCAGUGGUCCCUCAAACUGGGGUACCGGCGAAGUGCAAAGAUACACCGCCGACGCCCGAAAUAUCUAUGUAUCCCCGAACAAACAACUCAACAUCGUUCCACUUCGGAACCCCAGGACCGGAGAAUGGACUUCCGCACGAAUAGAAACCGUAAGAGAUGGAUUUAAGUGUCAAGCUGGUGGAGAAAUGAUUAUAGAAUCAAGAAUACUUUUACCUAGAGGGGGCAAGCAAGAGGGUGUUUGGACGGCGUUUUGGGCUAUGGGGAGGAAGUUUCGUAGGAAUGGGAAUGAUGGUUGGCCGCAAACUGGAGAGUGGGAUAUUAUGGAGGCUGCUAAUGGGGAGAACACGAUACUGGGAACGGUACAUUGUGGUGUUUUCCCUGGUGGGCCUUGUAAUGAGCCGAAUGGCAUUGGCGGUACCACGAGUAUUGUGCGAGGCAUUUUCAAUACCUAUACGCUAAGGGUCGACCGAACUUACGGGGACUGGCGGAAUGAAUCUCUUACAUGGUCAGUGAAUGGUAUAGAGUACCAUAGGGUCAGUGGGUACGAUAUCGGAGAUAAUAAGACGUGGGCGAGUUUGGUGUACGAGCCAUUUUUCCUUAUCUUCAAUGUUGCUAUGGGAGGAGGGUUCCCUAAUGCUUGGGCGGGUAAAGAUACACCGACCGCGGAAACGACGUCGGGGUACGCCUCGAUAUUAUCUCUACUACACGAUGCUUGUCCCGCCAAUGAUUGGGUUAGUCUCGGUGACCCUUCUUGUGUUGGCAAGAAGGUGAUUGGGUAUAGUCUCGGUGACCCUUCUUGUGUUGGGAUUGGGUAUAGUGUUGUGCUGUUGGAAGUUUUAAAUAGGAAGACGAAUGCCUGUCAGCCCAAUUAG
Molecule: messenger RNA, 1038 nt
Organism: Orbilia oligospora ATCC 24927
Lineage: Eukaryota; Fungi; Ascomycota; Orbiliomycetes; Orbiliales; Orbiliaceae
Exons: 4
Coding region: 1-1038 (345 amino acids)
Biological process (GO): carbohydrate metabolic process
Molecular function (GO): hydrolase activity, hydrolyzing O-glycosyl compounds
Source: RefSeq, a predicted model, not a curated record